AUGCUUCAAAAUCCUCUUAUCGUUGUUUGCAGCAGAGGACCUUCUGGUCUCAUCUUCGCUCUCUCUUUAUAUGAAAUUCUUGUUAAGAAGAAUAUCUUGGGAAAAAUUUUCAUUUAUCAUGAACAUUAUAAAACUCAUAAUACUAAAAAUCGACUUUUUUUGGUCAAUGAGGAUGAAUUUUUGCGUCUUCCGCAAAGUGUCCGUAAACACGUAUAUCAAUCAUCGGUCUUUAAAAACAUUUUUUCAGACCAAGAAACUGCGUAUUUUAUGAACGAGUUCGAAGACAAACUUUUGGAAUUGUUUGCAAAACUCAAAUCAAAAGAAAAUAUAAAAUUGGUUCAAGAAAGAUUUGAUCCUUCACGUGUCGAUCGAUAUGACUUGUUGGUUCUCGCAGAUGAGCAUGACAGUUUCCAGUUUGAAAAAGAAGCCAUUUCCAAAUGUUAUGAAUUGGAAAUUAAGUUUCACGUUUCCGAAAAUCAAUUGCAAAGCGGCGAAACGGAAGCCCUAUCAUUACUUCAAACUAGAUACUCGUUGCAAUUCCAACAUGAUAAUCAAAGUUUGCUUAAAGUAAAUUUAUCGAAAUCCGAAUACGAAAGUAUUGAAUUUGAUCCGAGUUUGGAUUCGAUAAAGAAUAAUCCUUGGUUCAUGAAUGUCAUAAAAGAUGGAUUUGAAUUCUUUGAAGUUUAUAACUAUGACUUGGUUUCAAUCUCAAAGAACUCUGAUGAUGACUUGAAACUCGAUAUCGCGAUAUCAACGGCAGUUACGUUAGCCGAGAAACUUACCAACGGACAAACAUUAUUAGAAAUUACUCGUGAAAAUCUCGAUAAAUUCUCUAAUGCAAUGAUUAACAUUCGACAAGAUCUUGUUCAACAACUUCUUUUGACAAAUAUGGAGAAUAUUAUUUUCAAGGUUAUUUACGGUAUCAUUGAUAAAUACAACAAAAAGUGUUCAAGUGGACAAGAAAAAAUGAUGUCAUCUGUCGAUUCCUUCAAACUUAUAACCAUUCUAGAUAAAUAUCCACAAUUGUUUGAGAUCGAUCAAACCCCUGAUGAUGAUGUUGUAAAGAUUCUCAAUGAAUUAAGAGAAGAAUAUACCAAGAACAUUCAAAGUUCUACGCCAGAAUUAUUCUUGAAAACACUUGAAAGAAUUCAAUAUGCUAUGAAUUAUUUUACAAUUUUUGAAUCACAUUUGUCUUCUUUCAUCUCAGACAAUGAAUUCAAUAAAGACGAUUGGGUCGAGCUGAAUUCAUCUUUAAUCUUGCGAGACAUUGAUUCUAAUAAUUCUAAUAAGAACGUUGAAAUAUCGGAUGCAAGUUCUGAAGAUUCUGAUGAAUCAUCCGAUGAAGAAACUCAACAAGAUUUAUCCCUUGAAGAGUUUUUCCAAAUAACUUUUGGUGAUGAAACGAUCAAUUAUGACGCUACCAAUUUUGUAACCGAUGAAUUAAGUGAAGACAUAUUUAUAACCGAAGUGGGACCUUACCUUAAAGAUCAUAAACAAGGAAUCCUUCGAAAUAUAUUUCCAUAUAUCGUAGAUAUAAUAAAUAGGACCAUCCCGUUGCAACGUAUACAAGGUUGCAUUCGACAAAUUUCUGCUUCUGACAAUAUUGACGAUCCUUCACAAAUAUUAAAGCGGUUGUCCAAUUGUAAAGGAAGGGAUUAUCUUGUAGCUUUCUUGGAUAAGGUUCCUAAAAGUUCACUUACGAAGAUUCUCCUUUCGCUUACUCGAGCAAAUAUUCCCAUUCCAUUAUUAUUUACGAAUAAUUGUGAAUUUAGUCAAAAAGGUUUAAAGGUUUUAAGAGAAAUUCGUAAUUUAGUACUUCGGGAUAAAUAUCAUCUAUUAUUAUCCUUCAAUUUAAGUACAAGCGAAUCUACCACGCCAUUUUCGAAAAGGCUUUAUCCUAUCAUUUGCAAAAACCGUGAGGAUGAUUUAAGUCUUACUUCCACUGGAUCAAUCGACAUUUCCUUUCAUUCCGCGUCGGAAAAUUAUGGACGAAAGCCUGUCGCUAUAGCCGAAGUGUAUUUAGAAGAGGACCCUAACCAAAUUUUUCUCAGUUUAAUUAACGGCUUCUCAAAAUUCGCAUUUUACAUGUUUGUACACGUAAAUGAUCAAGAUUUUGAAGGUAACUCGCCUUCUAAUGAAUUAAAACGACUCACCGAAACCAUCUCGCUAGAUUCCAAUGAUUCAAAAAUAUCGGUCAUAUAUUGGAACAGACCAACAAAGAAUGAUCCUUUUAGUAAGCGCAAGAAGAAUAUUAAAAAAUUAUUCAAGUCGCAUCUCAAACCUGAAUGUGUUAAAAUUGAACAAAUUUCUAAUGACAUGAAUCAAUUUCUCGAAGAUAAAAAGGCUGAACUAACGAAAUCAUUAUCACAACCUGAUGCAGGAUUUAUUUAUCCGCAUUUGGUUCUAAAAUUAGAAACUUUAGAAAAAAAAUAUCAUUCGGAUUAUAUUUCAGAAGAACAAAUUAACAAGAAAAUUCAUCAAUUUAGAAAUGAACAAGUCAAUCUUUACUUUAGCAAACCGAUACCAAUCCUUUUAGAAUUCGCAAAGAUAAUUAAAGAAAAUGAGAUAAUUGAAAUGCGAAAAUUUGCUGGUUUAAUCGAUAAAUUCUUCAAGGACCAUUUGGUCGAGCUUCAAAAAUCAAACGAACAUAAUGAGUAUGCGCACAAUAAGCAAAUGCUUGAAGAAAAUGAUAUAUCUGUUCAUGAUAUUUGGAAGGAAUUUAUUAUAUUAUCAAAUAUAAAAGAAGAAAAGUAUAAGAAGACGACUGUAUUGGAAAAAUUAUAUGAUGUUGCACCGCAAAAGUUAUCCGAGGCAUUUACAACGUGGAUCAUUGAGGGGGAACCUAUUCAGAUACUUGAUGGAAUAUCUUUAAAACCACUUCCUACAAAUUUUUUAUCAUAUACAUUAUGCAACAUCAUGUACAAUACAAGUCGAAAGCUAAUAAUAAUUUCAAUAAUUGGAUUUGAAAGUUCCGGAAAAUCGACUCUUUUAAAUUAUUUAUUCCAAUGUAGUUUUGCUACAUCAGCAACACGAUGCACAAAGGGAUUGUAUCUAAGUUAUCGAAAUACAACUUUUGAUGAUAAUCCGAUUGAUCUUUUAAUCCUUGAUUCCGAGGGAAUGAAUUCAACUGCGCAAAAAUACAUUACAACCCGAAACGAUUUCGAUAAAAAGUUUACAUUAUUUGCCUUGAUGUGUUCUCAUAUCAUAAUAAUUAAUACCAAAGGAUUGACUAGAGACAUUGGUGAUAUUUUAGAAGUGUCUUCAUGGCAUUUGGAUGGGUUAAGAAAUAGAAAAUCCAAACCACGACUUCACUUUGUACUUCGGGACAUGAAUAAUAACGCUAAAGAUUUUCAACCAUUUCAAGAUAUUGUUAAUAGCCUAAAGAAAAUGUUUCAACAAAUUCCUGGAUGUGUGGAAUCUUUGGAGGAUUUUAUGACUAUACAAGAAGAGGAUAUUCAUCUAUUAACAAGUGCAUUUCAUUCUUAUUCCGAUGAUUUUUGUCCAACAACCGGUAGAAUUAAUGAAAGAUAUAAUAUAAAUGUGCCAGCCGAAACGUUUUCCAAUAAAACUUCUAUUUUGCGACAUUCUCUCUUAAAUUCUGCUACAUCUCAAAAUGCUAAUUUUAAUAUAUUCAACAAUAUCCAAGGUUUUAUACCGUACAUGAAAACGGUUUGGGAUAAUAUUGGUAUACAUGGAAAUUUUUUGCACUUUGAAGACUUUAAAUCAAUAAAUGCAUGGCAUCAAAUGCGUUACUUGGUUAAUGAAAUCAAAGGAAUCGAUUUAAAAGAAUUUAGACAUCAAGCGAAAGAUAAAAUUAAUGAAAAUGUCGAAAGGUUAGAGGUAGAUCAUUCCAAAUGGGUUGAAGUUGAAACCAACGUACGAAAAGAUUUAGAUGAGCUUCAAGAUGAGUACAACAAAAUAUGUAUGAAAAAAUAUGAUUCCAAAUUGCAAAAUCAAUUUGACCUUCACAUAUUUAAUGAAGGUAAAAGACUCAUUUAUAAUAUGAUCGCAGAAGAAAGGAUGGAAUGUGACACGUUAUGGUUAAUAUCAGCUUGCGAAUAUAAGGAUUCUUGGUUAUCAGAUUGUGCGAUCAAAAAAGUUGGGAAUAAAAUUGAAAAGCUCAUAGGAAAUAGUCAUUUAAAUGAUUUAAAAUUGAUAAAAUAUGAUGAGAUUUUUGAAGAAAUUUGGAAUGAAGUAGAACACGAUAAAAUGAUAUUUGAUCAAGAUAUGAUAUUGACUUUGGAAGAUCUUAAACCUUUCAUCUCAAAAACUUUCAAUAAUGCCAUCGAAGAAUGUUAUACAAAGGUCUGUCAAAAUACCGAGAACAAAGAACAAGUAAAAUUUAAAAGGAAUUUCUUUAAAAUUCUCAAAAAACCCGCGACAUUUGAGGAAAGUAUUCGAAUGAAUCAGUUUACCAUAAAAGAAGCGUUUGAAAUUGAAAAUAUUGCAGAGGAUCCUGACACGAAUAACAAUGUGCUUAAAAAUAAAUUUAAUAAAUUUAAACGGAAUUUGAUUGGCUUUACAAGUAAUAAAACAAAUACGAAGAUAGAUUAUAAGGCUACAGCAUCCGUAAAAACAGAAAUCGCAAAGAAUAUACUCGAUAAAUUUAAUAAGGUCAUCAAAAAGAUUAAAACUGAAUUAGCAGAUAAUAAUUCUCUGCGAAUUGAUUCAACGCAAGCAGUAAAAUGUUUAGAAACGUUAUGUAAUUUUUUCUUCGAUAUUACCAACGAUGAACAUAAUGGAACUUUCAUCACAUUUAAAGAUGAUGAUUUUAAUAUCUUUGAGAAAUAUUCAAGGAUAGAAGUUUUCCAAAGUUUAUCAAAUAAUAUUGAUAAGUGGAAUGAUAAACAACAGAAAAAUCUAGAAGGCUUAAGACAAAAUCUAAUCAUAUCAUUUGAAAAAAUUUUAUCUUAUCAAUCCGGGGAAAAUAUUUCAAAAGAAUUUACCAAAUAUAUUGUACAAGCGAUAAGACCGAAGGUUGACAAGAUAGAAAAUGAUAUCACCCAAAGAUGUAAAGAAUAUAUUAAAAAAAGUUGGAAUGAUACCCGUACUGCAACAACAAAUGCUUUUGACAUGAGUUUUGGAAAGUUGGAUUUGGCAGCUGUGAACCAAUAUCUGAACGAUCCAACCCAAUACAUGUUAAACUUAAUGAAAAUGGAAUUUAUGGUAUUUUCAGAUGUGAUUAUUUAUGAUAAAUUGCAAGAAGUCGAUGAAACGAUUAGAUAUACUCAUGAAACUCUCUUAAAUGACUUGAAAGAGUGGAUGGGGCUAUUUGAUGAGAACAAACAUUAUGAUGAAUUUAAACUAAGUUAUCUUCUUACUUAUUUAUCAGGGAACUCCCAUGAUCAUGAAGAAUUAACAAAUACCUUGUUUAUGAAAUAUGGGAUCGUUUUGAAGCAGAAGACAAGCUCACAUGAUUUUUCCAAGAUUCUAAAAGAUGUUACUCACCUUUUGAACAGUUGCAUUGUGCAAUAUCCAGUUUACUUUUUUAAUACACUUUUUAACGAAUUGAAAGAAGAAUUUCAAAAGCUUUAUAGAGAUUGGAAUGAUCAAGAGAGAGAGAAAGUACAAAAAAUAUUGGAAAGUACAGUGAUAGGACUAAGUGAAAAUCUUUUGGAUAAGAUUGGGUGCAAAGAAAGGUGUCCAUUUUGUUCUUCAAAAUGUGAAUUACCCAACGAUGGACAUGAAAAACAUCAUGUCACCAAUCAUUUAUUUCCAGCUUUCUAUGGUGUUUGUUCGGAACAUUACCGUCAUCCGAUUUUAUUUUCAUGUACCGAAGGUGCGGUGCAUGAAAAUGUAUGGGGUUACGCUUAUCUUGGUCCAGAAUUAUAUUCGUUGGAUGAAUUUUUGAAAAAAUUUCAUCCGGAAUGGCAUUUAUUUCAACGUUCUGAGCCAACCGAUGAAAAUAUUGUAAAAAUGCGUGCUGUUUGGUGGAAAUUAAGACAAACCUUAUGUUUAAGAAAUAAAAUGAUUGAUAAUACUGAUCCAUCAUGGGGAUCCUUGUACGGAAGUCUCAUCCCCGAAUAA
Funneliformis mosseae is the source of this 6027-nucleotide messenger RNA. NCBI's taxonomy places the organism in Eukaryota, Fungi, Glomeromycota, Glomeromycetes, Glomerales, Glomeraceae. The record is from the annotation of a GenBank genome assembly.